GUAUAGGGUAAAACAGCCAGAUCUCUGCCUUCCUCUGUAUUAUAUUGAAAAAGUUUUGUGACAAAUGCUGACUUUUCAUCCUUUUUUUCUUUUAUCCCAUACAGUGUUGUGCGACCUUCUGAGCUAUUUUUUCUGCGGUGCUUGAGAGCAUUCUUUCUUCUACAGGAUUUUUCUGGCUAUUCCACCGUUCAGUUUUUUCUAUUCUUUUCUGAACUAGUGUCUGGAAUAGCCAGUUUCGACUGAGGGAGAGACCCCCUCGGGGUACCCCGGCCUUGUGCCGGGCCCCUCGACUUCAGCCAGAAGCGGGGUCAUCUUAGGCUUCUGGUUCUGACCAUCAUCUGGACAUCAGACGUCAUCUGUACAGCAGUUAUCAUCUGGUUGCUGUAGCGCAAGGAAGAUGCCGGCGCUUCAGAUGCUACUCCAUGCCCUGGAGGAUUUCAGGGAAGAAUAUACUAACUAUGAACAAAUUCUUUCCUAUUACGAACUUUUUUACAGGCGGCAUUUCGGAAAGAUGGAAGACCUAGAACAUUUUCUUGUAUCUUACGCCACCAGACAUAAAAACAAUUAUGAGAACAUCGCCAACUACUUGACGAUGAUCAAGUAUCAGAAACAACUGAAAGUGCUGGAGAGGGCGUAUUGCCGCCUCUAUAAAAUUCUAUCUCGGUCUCCUAAUGCCCAUGAAAGAAGAAGCAUUAGGAGACAGUACUUCAAGUAUAAAAGACUCCAUAGAACUGUAAGAAGAAAUCUGCGGGGCCUCAGAAAGAAAAUAAUGGAGAAGGAAAAGGAGUUGGAAGAAGUUGCUGGGACCAGUACACUUCAAGAACAGCCUCUUGCCCCAGAGAAGAACAAAGGGCAGGAGCCUCCUGCUUCAAGGGAGGAGGAGGAAGUACCGCCUUCUGAAGAAAAUCUGACCCUUGGAAGACAGGUUAAGAAGGCGGUGACAAACAGGUUCCAGAGAAUAUGGAUUUCCACCAGAAGAUUCAUGAGGCAGGCUUGCUGUCUCCAUCCUCCCCCAGCUCCCUGAUUCCCUUCUUGUCUUCCACACAAGCACAAGGGCCCACCCACCGAGCCCUACACAAGCAUCCACACACCCACCCCUAAAAAAUCGCCUGGCCACCCUACCACCCG
Xenopus tropicalis (tropical clawed frog) is the source of this 1128-nucleotide messenger RNA. RefSeq lists its product as uncharacterized. The transcript has 10 exons. The record is from RefSeq and is a predicted model, not a curated record. NCBI's taxonomy places the organism in Eukaryota, Metazoa, Chordata, Amphibia, Anura, Pipidae. The coding region runs from base 398 to 1024 and encodes 208 amino acids.